This is a messenger RNA of Funneliformis caledonium, 169 nucleotides long. NCBI's taxonomy places the organism in Eukaryota, Fungi, Glomeromycota, Glomeromycetes, Glomerales, Glomeraceae. The record is from the annotation of a GenBank genome assembly.
AAGAGAGAAGGAACUCUUAAACUUUAAUGAUAAUUUAGAUACUACCAACCUUAACUCAGAUUCUGAACACAAACCUGAUGUUAGAAGUAGCAGUCUCUCUUGUCUCAGAGACACUAGUAAUGCAAGACUAAGAAGUAGCUAUAGCUUUAGUGUAGAAUUUGAUAAUUAG